ACUGCAUCAACACAUUAACCCAACUCUUAAAAAUCUGCAACGGUAUUUUGUGGAAACAGAGCUUCAAAGGAAGAGGAAUCUACUGCAAUAUAUACAAGAUGAAUUACUCAAGAUCUGUUUCAGCUUUACUACUGGUAUUAGUCUUUUCAGCAGGCCUUUGCACAGGGAAAACACCGAGGCAGCCCAGCCCUAGUCCAUUCACUCCUCGGGUGAAAAAGCAAGGUUCUGUUUUUCGACAAAUUGCUAUGGGGUUAGCCUUUGGAGUUAUUAUAACCAGUUCAGUUUUAAUUCCCAUCGUCUUUUAUUACUGUUGCUUUUGCUGUAAGAAGAUUUAUAACGUAUGGCAUGGUUACAGACCAGAUAUUGUUUUGAAAAUUUCCAGGCGAAGUCAAGCUGUUCCUUCUCACCAAACUGUUUAUCGACCUUUUGCUAUGCAUCAACAGCCGCAACCAGUUCCUUUAAAUGGAACACAGUCAUCAAUCACCACAGUUUGAGCUGCUGCGAUUAUGCUCACCCCUUCCUAGUUAUUAUGCAUUUGCUGAUCUAUGUGUUUUAAUGUAUAAGUGAGAAUUCAGCUUACUGUAUUAAUUUGCUAAUCGGAUUUUUCUAAGAUGGCCAUGUUUAAAUGCCAGUUAUUGCCCGUUUAUUGUUUCAUCUUUUUCACUAAAAUUAUAAAUAUAUAUGUAAUAAUAAAAUUCCAUAGUCAAGAAUACACUUAAAAUUCUAACUGUAUGUUCUUUUCAUUUUUAAUGGCGGCCUUCUCUUAUUUGAAAGUACG
Stegodyphus dumicola is the source of this 778-nucleotide messenger RNA. RefSeq lists its product as uncharacterized. Lineage: Eukaryota; Metazoa; Arthropoda; Arachnida; Araneae; Eresidae. The record is from RefSeq and is a predicted model, not a curated record.